UAAUACGAAUAUUUCCGAACUUUCACGAUCCGAGUUGUACUCCGGUUGUUUCUCCAUAUUCUCAUUAUUGCUUUAUAUUCCUUUUCGAUCGGACGGAUGGCUUUUUCUCUUUCCUGGCAGUUGCUGACAGCCGCGCGAUUGGCCGAGCGAUCGCGCGACCCAAUACGACGACUUUUGUCUGUCAGCUCGUUCCUCUUUGGCAAAAAAGUAGUACCUUUCAAAUUGUCAGACAUCGGCGAGGGAAUUCGAGACGUCACAGUGAAAGAAUGGUUUGUGAAACCGGGAGAUCAGGUGAAGCAGUUCGAUGACAUCUGUGAAGUGCAGAGCGAUAAAGCCUCGGUGACAAUCACGAGUCGCUACGAUGGCCUGAUCAAGACUCUGCACUACAAGGUUGACGACGUUGCGUUGGUCGGAUCAACGCUGUUGGACUUUGAGGUAGAGGACGACUUAACAGACGCCGUGAGAGACGAUGCAGGCGAGAUUGCAAAGAGCGCAGAAAAUCAAACGACUGACAAUUCAGAAAAAAGCGAAAGAAGACCAGAUAAGGUAGAAUUGGAAGACAUCACCUCGAAAGAAGAGAAGAUAUUGGCAACUCCAGCGGUGAGGAGGAUAGCCAAAGAGAAUAACAUAAAGCUGACGGAUGUAAAAGCGACCGGCAAAGAUAGAAGAGUGCUCAAGGAAGACAUACUGGCACACCUGCAGAAAAUUUCCGCGGAUCCGAGAGUUAAGGUGGAUAUUCCAUCGAGCAUGACGGGAAGAACGGUCGGUCUUAAAGGAUACACGAAACACAUGUGGAAAACUAUGACGAAAUCUUUGACAAUACCACACUUCGUCUAUAGCGAUGAGUGCAACGUGGACCAAGUGAUGCGCUGCCGAAACGAUGUGAAAGACUCCUUGAUGGAACGGGGCAUCUCUCUAACUCUUAUGCCGUUCUUCGUAAAAGCAACCUCGCGAGCGUUGGAACAGUACCCCCAAUUAAACGCUUGGCUCGACGAGGAGGCCCAACAGCUGCAGCUCUUGGAUAAUCAUAAUAUCGGCAUCGCCAUGGACACUUCGGACGGCCUAGUAGUGCCGAACAUCAAGAAUGUGCAGAAUCUCAGUGUUUUCGCAAUCGCGCAAGAGCUGAAUAGACUUCAGGAGUGUGGCAGUAAAGUCGAUAUCGUACUCACGACGUUUACGUUGUCCAAUAUAGGCGUGAUUGGUGGAACGUUUAUGAAGCCGGUGAUCGUACCACCGCAGGUGAUAAUAGGUGCAUUUGGGAAGGCGCGGAAGUUGCCGCGAUUCGACGAUGAAGGGAAUGUGAUUCCAGCUAACAUAAUGUCGAUCAGCUGGUCCGCGGAUCAUCGCAUCGUUGACGGUGUAACGGUGGCCAGAUUCUCCAAUUUGUGGAAGUACUAUGUGGAGAAUCCAAUGCAUCUGCUGAUCUGCCCUUGAAGCCUUCUACAUAUAAACAUUGAUGUAUAUUAAGUCCUUAUAUUGAACGAACUUUUCUACGUAUUAUUAAAACGAGAUUAUGAAGAUUAUAGCGAAACAAAAUGUAAAAGUACAAAAUAAUAAACUGUUUGAUGUCAGAGUCACUUUCUCAAGUAAAACUCAUCAAGUUUCAGUGCAGAACUAGAAAUAAAUACUUCCAAAUGCCUGGCAUAUCCCAUAAAAUAUUAUAACAUGAUAAAUAAUAAUCGGAUCUCUAAUGAUUCACAAGUUCCAAAA
This is a messenger RNA of Mycetomoellerius zeteki, 1710 nucleotides long. It is a transcript of the gene Dbct, whose product is annotated as Dihydrolipoamide branched chain transacylase E2. Lineage: Eukaryota; Metazoa; Arthropoda; Insecta; Hymenoptera; Formicidae. Gene Ontology annotation, cellular component: mitochondrion; cytoplasm. The record is from RefSeq and is a predicted model, not a curated record. Gene Ontology annotation, molecular function: acetyltransferase activity; lipoic acid binding.